Messenger RNA from Aspergillus nidulans FGSC A4, 828 nucleotides. RefSeq lists its product as uncharacterized. Bases 1 to 828 code for a protein of 275 amino acids. The transcript has 3 exons. The record is from RefSeq and is a predicted model, not a curated record. Lineage: Eukaryota; Fungi; Ascomycota; Eurotiomycetes; Eurotiales; Aspergillaceae.
AUGCCGCCAGACACAUCUUCGGCAUCAAAUGGUAGAGACCUAACCAACCAUGCCGGAAGCGACACAGAAAACGAAGACGAAGUCUUUCACGAUGCUCGGUUCCCACCGGAAGAAGAAACACGUCUUCUCGCCGAAUCGCACAGCCUAAAGGCCGAAGCAAACAACCUCUACUCCGCCGCCUCCUACUCCCAAGCCAUAUCCACCUACGACCGCGCCCUGGCCUCCUGCCCCAGCUACUUAGACUACGAGAUCGCUGUUGUACGAAGUAAUAUGUCCGCUUGCUACUUGAAGUUAGGAGAUUGGAAGGCUGCUGUCGACAGCGCAAAUGCUUGUAUUGAGGGCCUGGAUCGGGUUGUCCCGCCUUCGCAGCCCGAGGAUGGUAAGGAAGGUGCGGCGAAGGAGGCGGAUUCCGUGGUGGAAAUCCCCGUUGAUGACGAGGUCAACGAGCAAGCGGCACUACAGAGGAUCAAGGAAAACGACGAGCGGAAACGGGAUGUCGCGCGCAUUCGGGCGAAGGCUCUGAUGCGGCGGGCGAGGGCCAAGAGUGAGUUGGGUGGGUGGGCGAAUUUGCAGGGUGCGGAGGAGGAUUACAAGCUUCUUGCUGGGAUGGAGAAUCUUCCACCAAGUGAUAGGAAGGUCGUCCAAAAGGCGUUGCGGGAGCUUCCGGCAAGGAUAAGUAAAGCGAAGGAGGUUGAGAUGGGGGAGAUGAUGGGAAAGUUAAAAGAACUGGGAAAUGGUAUUCUUAAGCCGUUUGGGCUGUCGACAGACAACUUCAAAUUCGUUCAGGACCCGAAGACGGGAGGAUAUAGCGUCAAUUUUUCUUCAUAG